Ctenocephalides felis (cat flea) is the source of this 702-nucleotide messenger RNA. RefSeq lists its product as uncharacterized. The transcript is spliced from 2 exons. Lineage: Eukaryota; Metazoa; Arthropoda; Insecta; Siphonaptera; Pulicidae. Bases 1 to 702 code for a protein of 233 amino acids. Gene Ontology annotation, molecular function: nucleic acid binding; RNA-DNA hybrid ribonuclease activity. The record is from RefSeq and is a predicted model, not a curated record.
AUGAUCUCCACACCUACAAACGCCUUGUUGGUGGAAUGUGGAGAAAUGCCUUUACAUUCAAGAUUCCGAUAUUUAAGUGAUAAAUUUGUACUUAAAAAAUACCAAGUACAAAAUAAUAGAACAAUCGAAAAUAUCAAGAAUGUAGCCAUAGAUACAUUAACAAACGGGUCAAAAAUUAAUAACAAAACUGGCUGCGCUUUAUUUUAUGAAAACGAUAAUAUCAAAAUAGGAUAUAAACUACCAGACUUCGUUUCAAUUUGGUCAGCCGAGCUAAUAGCUAUAAAAAAAGCAAUUGAAUAUAUAGAAAGCCACAAAAUCACUAAAGUAGCCAUAGUUACCGAUAGCAAAAGCUGCAUAGAUAAACUGAAAAAUCUAUUCCAUACUAAUCGACUAAGCGAGACAUUAGUAUAUGAAGUAUGGAAUAGACUUAUACAGCUAUUGGAGAACGGGUAUACAGUCAAAUUAUUAUGGACAAGAUCGCACUCCGGUUCUAGUGGAAACGAUGAAGCGGACUCCAUAGCAAAAUGGGCAACAGAAUACGGAACUAUGAUCAACCUAGCCACUAGGAAAGACUAUAUAAAUAAUUCAAAGAAAAAAAUAGCAAGAGCAAUGGAACAGAUCGUCGGAAACAAAGGGACGACACUACAAGGCAGUCAACCCCAAAUUGAAGACGAAACCGUGGUUCCGAAAAUAUGCAGAUGA